Candidozyma haemuli is the source of this 930-nucleotide messenger RNA. RefSeq lists its product as uncharacterized. The record is from RefSeq and is a predicted model, not a curated record. Lineage: Eukaryota; Fungi; Ascomycota; Pichiomycetes; Serinales; Metschnikowiaceae. Bases 1 to 930 code for a protein of 309 amino acids. The transcript has 2 exons.
AUGCCUAAUAUCAACCCUUCCCGCAAAACUGUGUUGGGGACUGUCGGCGCAGCUUUAGCGUUUUACCAUAAGAACUACGGCGAUGCCCAUGGCCUAGGAGGACGAGUGACUGAUAUGGUGAAUGUUGCGUACUCGUUCAAGUUCAAGUUCACUCACUUUAUCGUGCUAGCGGCGUUUGUGUUUGCCAACUUUGUCAAAUGGGCGAUUUUCGGUAAGUUGACCGAUAACGAGGUGAGGAUUCUUAAGAAUAAGGCCGGCUAUACCGCUUGGGAGUUUGUAUUUGGACUUUUGGUGUUUUAUAAUACCACUCCAAGCUUUUUUGAUAUCCAGAGAGAGGUGCUUAAGUAUGGUUGCCUCUUCUUUUGCGUGUUGCUCGUGAAAUACUUCCAUUACUUGACCGCUGAUAGGGUCCACACAUUGUACUGUUCGCCACAAGUGAUACAGGCUGCUUUUGCAGGUAAGCAUAUUCAUCUACGACUUGCUCUGGGGCUUUUGCUUAUUCUCCUCGUGGAGGGCCUUCUUAUAUUUCAAUACUUCCAGGAUAUCAUCAUGAAGAACCAUCUGAGUGAAAACGUCUUGGUGACAGUGUUUGGGUUCGAAAUCAUGAACCAGUCGCCAUUGACAGUGAUUACCCUUUUACAGUUCAUCCUCGACCUGAUAGAGUCGAAAAGAGGGUACUCAGACUCGGAAUACUUCAAAAAGCGCAAACUACGACUCAUGUUCGUGGCUGACUUUAUCUUAAACGUGCUUCGUUUCGUCAUGUCUUGCAUCUUCACUUUAAUUUUCAUGUAUUAUUACACUUUUCCCCUUGAAGGUAGCGGUUCUCAAAACGAGAAAUCUCGUCAACUUCCGCAAAAAAGAACUUAUGAUACAAAGACUCCAAAAUCCGACAAAGGAAACCCUCGAGCAGAAGUGUAUCAUCUGCUAUGA